AUGCUGUCACUGGAAACCCAACAGAAACUAGACGAUGAGGAGCGAAACGAAGAAGAAAUUUAUGAAAACCUGAUAUUUUGGAUUCGCAUGAGGCUCACCGAAUAUUACGAAACAAUCAUCCGCCGAAAUCUGGAACCGCUCGCAGAUUUGACGGAGAUCUCACGCGAUUUUAUCCGCGGUGAUAUGGGCGCGGCUGUACUUUUCCUAUCAACAGCGAUCGCUGCAGCGUUUUUGGGGCCUCAUCGUGAAGUAUACAUCAAUGGGCUGGCGGCAGUCCCGAAUAACGUGAUGAAGACGCUCGCCGAGCAGAUUCAGAGGAUUCAGGAUAGGACGCCGGCGCUAUCACCGCCAAAUUCGCCCAGUACCUCGAAGGAGGUAGAAGCCGAGCCGGAGCCGCAUGACGAUACUUUGGAGCCGGAUGAGGAGAUAAAGAGGCAGGCCGAGAAGAUUGAGAAACUGAACGAAAGGGUCAAACGCCUCAUCGGGGAUAAGGAACGUCUCGAAGGCGAGGUCACCGGGCUCAAAGAACGGCUUCACGAUGAUGAAGCCGGACCCCGAAGCUCUGCACUUGCCGAGCAAAAUCAAGAACUACGGCUUAAAGUCGGCGUCCUGAUGGACGACCUGACGGUGGCCGAGCUGGAGAAGGGGCAGCUGAAAGAGAAUGAGCGCCAGAUGGCUGAUAAGCACCGCAAAAUGGAGGAGCGGCUCCGCGAAAUGCAGGGCGAGGUGGACAAUGUGCAACAGUUACGCGAUGAAAUACAGGUCCUAAAAGAAUUUGAGCGGAAAUGCGAGAAAAACGAGUCCCAGAUCCACCAGCUCAAGUCGAAGCUCGACCAGCGUGAAGGGCUAAUGUCAGAUAAUAAACUUCUAAACGAACGCCUGCAGACCUACAUGAACGCCCAGAUGGACUUUGAGGAUAUGCAGAAGCGGAAUCAGGCCCUACAACAACAAUUAGCGAUGGCCAAGGGCGAGCUCGACGCCAAGGAGAAAGCGCACAGGGAAUUGACACUGAAGAUUGACAAGCUCGACUACGAGCUGGGCGUUGUCCAGGAGCGCAAAAUAGCGCUCGAGGAGGAGAAUCGACGAAUUCGGAAGGAGAAAGAUACAUUGGAAGAAGACAUGAUCCGUCAUAAUGCAUCGAUGGGCAGUCAAUUCGAUGAGAGUACCAAUAGCCUCCACGACGCGAUGGCUUCGGCUAUGGCCACCGGGGGGCCGAGUGAUGCAAAUGAGCGCGUUUCGAUGCUAGAAAAGAUGAUGAGGUUGGAAAUCGAAAACAGCCGCCUGAAAGAGAAGACCGUGUCGGCGGAAAGCGCAGAAGAGCUUAAGUCUCAAACGGAAUCGCUGAAGCGUACGAUCGUUGAGCUGACCUCAGACCUUCGGAUUUCAAACUUGAAAAAUAGCGAGUUGCAGACAAAACUCGACACCCUGGAAAGAGAUCAAUGUGACCAAGGUGCGCUCAAUGGAUCGGAUCGCGAGAGGAGAGUGGCUGCCGAGAAAAUGGACAUCGAAAUGGCCAAGCUGCGUGAUAGGGCUGUAAAAGCAGAAGCCGCCCUAACGGCAUACACAGAAAAGGGCGGCCAAGAAUCUGAUGUGUUGACGAAGAGGGCGGUCGAGGCAGAAGCACAGCUCGAACACACAAAGCGGAUGAUGAACGAGUACUUGGAGAAGGCGAAGCUCGUCAUCGCCGACCAGGAAUCCCGCAGUCAGGCCAUUGAUGCCUGCGGGCUGUCUCGACAUGAAUUUGACUCGUUACGCCGCGAAAUUGAGCAAAAGGAGAAGCGAAUCCGUUUCCUUGAGACGAGAGCCGAGCAGAUGUCUAUGAUGCACGAACAAGAGUGUCGACUGAUGACGACCGCUUGGCAUAAGACGGCCAGUGACCUCAUCGCUUUCCAACGAGGCACCGAUUCGCUGACGGACAGCUCGCGAGAACGCGGCUUUUUGUCACAGCACCGAGAUCCGCACCUUCAUUUUAGGGAACCCGACUAUCCACACGCAAACUAUCAUCACGGUGCUUUUGAUGGGAUG
Mesorhabditis spiculigera is the source of this 2025-nucleotide messenger RNA. Lineage: Eukaryota; Metazoa; Nematoda; Chromadorea; Rhabditida; Rhabditidae. The record is from the annotation of a GenBank genome assembly.